Glossina fuscipes is the source of this 910-nucleotide messenger RNA. It is a transcript of the gene Prosalpha3, whose product is annotated as proteasome subunit alpha type-4. The transcript has 2 exons. Gene Ontology annotation, cellular component: proteasome core complex; proteasome core complex, alpha-subunit complex; nucleus. Gene Ontology annotation, biological process: ubiquitin-dependent protein catabolic process. The coding region runs from base 110 to 895 and encodes 261 amino acids. Lineage: Eukaryota; Metazoa; Arthropoda; Insecta; Diptera; Glossinidae. The record is from RefSeq and is a predicted model, not a curated record.
GCCAAUGACAAGUAAAUUUCUACGUUUGCGUACAGUUGUAUAUUAAUGUAAUUAGAAGAAUCUGAAGGAAAGGAUAAUUUAACAAUUAAAAUUAAAUAAAGCAAUACAAAUGGCACGUCGUUAUGAUUCUAGGACAACGACUUUUUCACCCGAGGGCCGUCUUUAUCAAGUGGAAUAUGCUAUGGAAGCUAUUUCACAUGCAGGCACUUGUUUGGGUAUACUAGCAGAAGAUGGAAUAUUAUUAGCCGCAGAAUGUCGUAAUACAAACAAAUUGUUGGACGGAAGUAUAUUUUCUGAAAAGAUUUACAAACUAAAUGAUAAUAUGGUAUGUUCGGUGGCUGGUAUAACAUCGGAUGCUAAUGUGUUGACUAAUGAACUGCGCAUCAUUGCUCAACGUUAUCAAUUCAGUUAUGGCGAAUCAAUGCCUUGUGAACAGUUAGUUUCGUAUUUAUGCGACAUUAAGCAGGCGUAUACUCAAUAUGGUGGUAAACGUCCUUUUGGCGUUUCUAUUCUAUAUAUGGGCUGGGAUAAGCACUACGGUUACCAAUUGUACCAAUCGGAUCCAAGCGGUAAUUACGGAGGAUGGAAAGCUACUUGCAUUGGCAAUAAUUUUAGCGCAGCCAUAUCUAUGCUUAAACAAGAGCUAAGUGAAAAAGAUAAGAUAACUUUAGAAAAGGCUAAAGAUCUUGCCGUAAAGGUACUUAGCAAAACCUUGGAUACCACUAAGUUAACCUCAGAAAAAAUUGAAAUGGCCACGUUGCAACGUAGCAGCGAUAAAACAAAAAUUAAUAUUUUGACCAAAUCUGAUGUGGAUCAAUUGAUCGAAAAAUAUACUAAACAAGAAGCUGCUGCAGAAGCAGCCAAAAAGGAGAAACAAGCAGCCCAAAAGCCUUAAAUUAUCCAACUUUUU